Molecule: messenger RNA, 354 nt
Organism: Trypanosoma grayi
Lineage: Eukaryota; Euglenozoa; Kinetoplastea; Trypanosomatida; Trypanosomatidae
Exons: 1
Coding region: 1-354 (117 amino acids)
Cellular component (GO): nucleus
Molecular function (GO): RNA binding
Source: RefSeq, a predicted model, not a curated record
AUGGCUUUUGAGUCUGAAAAAGCAGCCGAACCCAUUCAGGUUCGUGUUGGCGUCAAACGUCGCAAUUUCGCGUACGUCGACUUCACUAAGCACCGUCUUCAUGAAGGAGAGCCAGAAAUAGUUAUUUCUGGAUUGGGACGUGCCAUUUCGGACGCUGUUGCUGUUGCAGAAAUACUGAAGAAUCAAGGCCUUGUUCUUGUUAAGAGGAUCACUACUUCGCGUGGGAACAUUAAGUCUUCUUUUACGUCAUUGAUUGACAAAGUUGAGAUAUUGGUUGGUAAGUCAAAGGAUUUCGAUACCAUAUACGAAGAACAGCAGAAAAAGAAGAACGAAGCUGCUGAAAAGAAGGAGUAA